AUGUCAAUUAUUAAUCGUAUCGCACAUGAUCUUAAUCGAGCAUUCGCAAUGUUUGAUGAACCAUUCUUUACAGCAGCUCGUAGAUUUCCCACACUUCCUUCAUCUUUAAUUAACAAUACGAGUUUUUUUCGUCCUUCUGUUGAUUUAGCCGAAACUGAUAAAAGUUAUGUGGUAGAGGCAGAAGUACCUGGUGUAAAAAAGGAAGAUUUAUCGGUCGAAUUUUUGGAUGAUCGUACAUUGAUCCUAAAAGGGAAAGUUGAAAGAGGUAGCGGUGCUGGUGAUAGAGAAGGAUUAAGAACUGUCGAUACUACUAAAACCGUUGGAUCUUUUCAAAGAUAUUUUCAAUUUCCUGGUAGAGUUGAUCCUGAAAAAAUAAAAGCAAGUUAUAAAGAUGGCAUUUUAUCAGUCACUGUACCUAAAGUCGCACAUGAAAGUAAAAAGAUUAACAUCGAAUAA
Messenger RNA from Entrophospora sp. SA101, 456 nucleotides. The record is from the annotation of a GenBank genome assembly. NCBI's taxonomy places the organism in Eukaryota, Fungi, Glomeromycota, Glomeromycetes, Entrophosporales, Entrophosporaceae.